Mauremys mutica (yellowpond turtle) is the source of this 7486-nucleotide messenger RNA. It is a transcript of the gene IKZF4, whose product is annotated as IKAROS family zinc finger 4. Gene Ontology annotation, molecular function: DNA-binding transcription factor activity; RNA polymerase II cis-regulatory region sequence-specific DNA binding. Lineage: Eukaryota; Metazoa; Chordata; Testudines; Geoemydidae. The record is from RefSeq and is a predicted model, not a curated record. Gene Ontology annotation, biological process: regulation of transcription by RNA polymerase II. The transcript is spliced from 9 exons. Bases 274 to 1905 code for a protein of 543 amino acids.
UGGCAGUGGGACCGGAAGUGGCUCGGGGAGGGGAGGGGAGGGGGGCCCGGUCCCUCCUCAGGUGAAGCCGCUGCCGAUGGAGCCGCCGCUGCGGAGCCGCUGAGCCCCCCAGUCCCCACCCCCAGCGGCCGGGCCGGGGGGCCCCUCCCCCGCAGCCCCUCCCCUCAGCAAAGUACCUUAAAGAUGGAUAUAGAAGACUGCAAUGGACGCUCCUACAUAUCUGGAAUCUGUUCUUCCUGGAAGGUGAGUGGCUGAGUUCACCCUACCACUGCCAUGCAGACAUGCACACACAGCCUGUAUUUCAGUGCUGUUUCCAAGGAGUUGGCUGUGAGAACACUCCAGGGUAUCUUCAGCAAGGUAGAAUCAUGUAGUGGGGAUUCCUCUCUGGAGAAGGAGUUCAGCUCGGCGAUCGUGGGACCCACGGUGAGCACCCCAAACAGCCAGCACUCCUCCCCGAGCCGCUCCCGGAGUGCGAACUCUAUCAAGGUGGAAAUGUAUAGUGAUGAAGAAGCCAGCAGGCUGCUGUCGCAGGACGACCGCCUCCUCGAGAAAGAGGACAGCGUGAUUGUGGAGGACUCCCUCUCUGAGCCCCUGGGGUACUGUGACGGCACGGGGCAGGAACCUCACUCUCCGGGUGGCAUCCGGCUCCCCAAUGGCAAGCUGAAAUGUGACAUCUGCGGGAUGGUGUGUAUCGGCCCCAACGUGCUGAUGGUGCACAAACGGAGCCACACGGGAGAGAGGCCGUUCCACUGCAACCAGUGCGGAGCUUCCUUCACCCAGAAGGGGAACCUCCUGCGGCACAUCAAACUGCACUCUGGCGAGAAGCCCUUCAAAUGUCCCUUCUGCAACUACGCCUGCCGCCGGAGAGACGCGCUCACCGGCCACCUCCGCACGCACUCAGUCUCCUCCCCCACAGUCGGCAAGCCCUACAAAUGCAACUACUGCGGCCGGAGCUACAAGCAGCAGAGCACGCUGGAGGAGCACAAGGAGCGCUGCCACAACUAUCUGCAGAGUCUGAACGCUGAGCAGCAGUCGCUGGCCAGCCAGCAAGGCGAUGAGAUGCGAGACCUGGAGAUGGUGCCGGAUUCUCUGCUUCACUCCUCGUCCGAUCGGCCGACGUUCAUCGACCGGCUGGCGAACAGCCUCACCAAACGGAAACGCUCCACACCUCAGAAAUUUGUGGGGGAGAAGCAGAUGCGAUUCAACCUCUCCGACCUCUCCUUCGAUGUGAACUCCAGCUUCGAGAAGGACGUGGAGCUGGUGGCCGCCCACCACCCCAUCGACCCCAGUUACGGCAGCUCGCUGUCGUUUGUGGGGUCCGAGCACCUGCGCCCCCUCCGCCUCCCCUCCACAAACUGCAUCUCGGAGAUCACGCCUGUGAUCAGCUCCGUCUACACCCAGAUCCAGCCCAUCCCGGGCCGGCUGGAAAUCCCGGGGAGCCGAGAAGCCGCUGAAGGCCACGAGGACAUUCCCGAGGGGGCGCAGAUUGUGUACCGGGGGCGCGACCAGGGCGUGUCGCCCAGCAACGGCUGCCAGGAUUCCACAGACACUGACAGCAACCACGAAGAGAGGAGCUCGCAGCUGCCGGCGGGGAACUGCACCAGCAGCCGGCAGAGCCCAGCCUACGCCAAAGAGGACCCCAAGCUGCAGGAGGGCACCCCCGCUGCCCGAGCAACGCCCAGCUCAGCCAAAGACGUCCUGCGUGUGCUGAACGAGGAGGGGGAGCAGGUGAAAGCCUUCAAGUGCGAGCACUGCCGGAUCCUCUUCCUGGACCACGUGAUGUUCACCAUCCACAUGGGCUGCCACGGCUUCAGAGACCCUUUCGAGUGCAACAUCUGUGGCUACCACAGCCAGGAUCGGUACGAAUUCUCCUCCCACAUAGUGAGGGGCGAGCACAAAGUGUAGGCAAACUGCCCUCCCCCUUCGCCCUGACCUCCCUGUGACUCCUCCCCCGGCUCUAGCCCGGCCCCCCGUUGGGCGUGGACCUCUUUUUUCUUUUAUACUCCUUUGCACUGACUUUGGCUACAAAAUAUUUAAAAAAAAAAAAUCAAUAAUUAAAAAAAAAUCCCGAGGGGAGCUCUUAACGAUUUGCCUUUUUAUAAACGGAGUUAUUUAAAUAUUGUUCACGGAUUUUUUACAUUCUUUGUGCUUUUCCUUCCUGGUCCUCCCUUGGUUAUUUAUUAAGCUUUUGAUUUCUUUAGAAAACUCUCCCUAAAGCUCUUUUUGAAUUUUUGUCAGAGACUUGAUCUACUUCUCUCUGUGCCGAGAGGAGCACGUAAACCUCAAGCACAUGUUGACGUAACAUGCACACGCGUGAACACACGUCUUACGGUUUAAGCCUCUCGCCCCUGCCCCUUCCGUCUGACUCUUUUUUUGGUUUCAGUCCUGAGCCACCUGUCAAGCUGCCGUAAUCUCAGAUUAGGUGCUAAAGAGAAGAGAACUCCCCUGGCCAGGAAGCCCCGAGCUAGCCACAGGGGGUGUCCGUAGGGUGAAUGCGCCCCAAGCUUUAAUGGGAGGUGUCUCUGUGGCAUGAAACCGCCUGGAACGCAGACCAGUCCCUCCGGGAGCCUUCUGUUCCGGAGGCGGCUGGUUGACGGCUUUGUGAUGAAGUCUCCUGUAGCAGGCAGGGUGAAGCUGUCUCAGUGCCACCUGUUGAAGGAAGGUGGAGCUGUGCAGGCCGUUUGCCAGGCCUCCGACGCUCAUGGCUUUUAAGUACAAACUGCGUCUCAGUUCAGAGGUAGGAGGGUAACGGCUUGGCGGAUCUGGGUGGGAUCCAGCUGUGCCCGUGAGGAGAUUAAAGUACUUUAGCCGGGAGGAUAGCAAGCAUCUGGGAUCCGCCGGCGGGUUUUGCUGAGGAGAACAUUGGCUGAAUUCGCUUCCUUGUCAGUGUCUGGGGUCAGCUCUUGUAAGUGUGAGUAAGAAACAGGCCUAGGCCUCGGUCCUGGAUUAGGCACCUGUCACUGACUCCCGCUCCCCCAAAGCACUUUGCUUCCUUUAGCAAGGAUAGCGGUGACCCCUCUGCCUGCUGAGCCCUGGAGACCUGGACCUGAUCCCACGAGGACCUUGGUAGUGUCACCUAGUGAACGGUCGCUGGGGACGGUAUCCAGGGAAGGAAGGACGGUCAUUAAACAGGCCAGCCCCUAGGAACCCUAAUCCUGUCCCUUCAUUCCGUGCUGCCUGGUUAAAGAGUUUCUUCCUCUUCGGCAGCUUUGCCCAGGGGUCACCGCUGGGCACUUUGCCGUCUGAUUCCGUAGCUUCCCAGGGAGCACGUGUCUGGCUCUUAUUUGCACAGAGGAAUUGGGUCCGUUGCAUAAGCCCUAAAGAGCUGCACUUUCAAUGCGGAAGCUUGUUGUUGGGCUGGGUUGGGGUCGCUUUGCCCCACAGGUAGCUGUGCUGCUGCGUGGCACAGCAGAGAGAUGUGGAAGUUGUGUCUCUAGCACUUGUGCGUAAGCAGAUUGUGUCUUUAGAGUGAUGUGUUAAAUGUGUGAAUCUGGGGGGGUGGGAGGGAUUUGCUGCAUCAGAGAAGUGGCUUCCGUUGAGAGUUGCGUCUGCCCCAGCAGGCUGCUAACUCCUGGCAGGUGCUCAAGCCCCCUGGGCGAGGGAAUUGACUGGGAUCUUGCUUUGUUACUGUAUGGAAACAUCCAAGAAAUGGGGGAAGGUGACUGCUGGCUUCUGGGACUUGCAAAGCCAGCAGGAUCUGUGGGGCUGUGGGUUCUGCUGCUGCUUCCUGGAAGCAGGAAAUCAUGUCAAUGGAAACCCCCCCCCCCAAAAUAAUGAGGGGGGAGGUCCCCAGAAUCCUAGAACUAGCCGUGAUCCCCGGGAGAGGGAUUUUAAAACAGUCCAUUCAGUCCAUGGACAAAGUGCGGGAGGGCUGCACUGAUGGGGGGUUGGUAGCCAGUGGCCGGGCUUUCACCUGCUCCAGGGAGGAGGCAGAGGAGCAGGCAGCCUCCACCCUUCUUUUAUUUUUAUAGCAAAAAACCCUCCCCAUCCCCUGCAGCCAGGAUCCUGACGGUACUUGCACUUGGAAGGGGCGUGAGAGCUACACCAGGGCACUGGGUGCAAAAGGGGGGGGGAUGUGCUGUCCCCUUCCCCCAUUCAUUGGUCAGUAGGCCCCAGUGUCCGUUAACCUCACUGCUCUGUCUUAGGAAACAUGAGUCGCAGGGUGGGGGGGACCCCAGAGCCUGACUGUUCCAGUGGCCAUAACGGGGGGGCGUGAGGGGAGGGAUCCCUGCUUUAUACCAAGGCCCACGAUGCAUAAAAAUAAUCACUCAACAGCAGCCCAACAAACUGCUCCCUUGAGGUUUAAACCAAAGCCUUGUUCUUUUUCUACUAAAACAAACAGAACCACCUCACAAGCGGCAACGCUCGUUGCUCUUUCUUUUCUUCUUGCUUUUCUGUUGACGGUGUUUGUGUAUCCGGAUGUGGAACGAAACCGCUGAGCCGUUUUUUUUCUGAAGCCCGUUGGCGGCACAAACCGGCUUGGGCAGAAGGGCCGGGCAUGUCUGCUGCGAUGAGAGGUUAGGAACGUUCCCGAGCAGACAUUUGCCACCCCCCUUUCCAGUUCAUUAAUCUGAGCGUUGUGGGGCAAACUCGCUUAUUCCUUUCUGCUCUCUGCCCCAGAGCCAGUGAAAUGUUUGACUGGCUCAGAAAGCAGUUGGUACCGUUUUCCACCAAAGUGGUUUGAGCCCCAGCAGACGACGAGAAACCAGACCAUAAAAUCCUGGCAUUCUGAUUACCAUCUUCCAGCUGAAGUGCCAAGUAAAACCUGGUUUUAUCAGUCAUUCUGGAGAGGGACCAAAGUUAGAUUGAGACUAAAAUUUGCCCUAAAAUUGAGCACUGACCUCCACCUUUGGACUGGGAUUUUUCAAAAGGCACCCGACUCUCACUGACUUUCUCUGGGUGUUGGGCACUUCAUUUCUUCAAACGUGUUUGAAAACCCCAGUCCUUAAGCUUCUAAAAUAAGUGGUCUGUUACUUUUUUAUUUAUUUUUUUGGAAUUGGAGAGCACCCACAGCUGCUGCCGAAGGCCAGGAGAUCUGUAGGUGCCAGCACCUUUGAACAUAGAGCUACUUAUUCGGGGGCUGACGUGUAGACUUAGGAGCCUGAUGUCAUCCUCGUUUGAACAUGUUGACCACAGACUUUAUACCUCUCAAAAGGUGGGAUUCCUGAGCUGCAGAUGAGGGUUUUCAACUCUAGUGGGUCUUGGGCUAGCAUCUGCUUUGAACAGAACUGAAGUGAGAAGCAAGAUGUUAAUCAGAAUGACACGGUUCCGUUACUUCAGAGCAUUCGGUUCUAGGCCUAGUGCUCUGAGAGAUCUGACCUUUUCAAAGUCACUUUCAGCACUGGCCCAGGCUCGGGAGUCAAUCCCUUUUCAGAAAUAUGCUCAGAAAUCAUUUCUCUUCCCUUAUGAUCUGACUUUAGAAAUCUCCACCUAGGUACGUCGUGAAUACGAAAACCAGGCAGGACUGGCCUGGCCUUUAAGGCUUUCCGGGUGUGAUGGAUAGCAAGGUAGCAAUAAAAGGCAAAAUGGCUCGAUUGGGUGUCAUUUUUGAGAUGUCUUCUCCAACAGAGCCCCAAGCUGUCGGUUCUCGCGCAGAAACGAUGCACUUUUCCUGCCGUCUGUCUGCCACUGAGCAGGCCGAGCGAGAAGGAAACAAACAUCUUCUCUGAGCAGAGCUGGAAACAAAGCUGAGAGCGAGACGUGGGUCUCCUUUUCUUACUGUCACUGGGUAAAUUCCGUCCUGGGACGCCGGUGCCCCGGUUGGCUGCCGUUUGGGGGAUUUUGAAAGCAGGGUUGUGGUCUGAAGAGCAGACUUGUAGAAGUGACAUUAUAGCUGCUGCGUGUGCUCUCUGAUUCACUUCAAAAAAUCUAUCUUUUGACUUGCAAAGGCAACUUCUGUGCCACCAACCAUCCCCCACUGAGUGUGGAAACCCGGCUAGCUUAGUUCUACCUCCAGCCUCUAAAGUCCACAGGUGGAGCAGCACUGCUGCCUGCUAAUGCACACGGCAGGACAUAAUCACCCUUCGGGUGCUCAGCUGGCUCCUGCGGGGCUCCCGGGAGUAAAAACUCCUUUGCCCAGAUCAGAUCCGCUCAGCUUCCCUGACAGCCAAGGAGCUACAGGAAAGCAUCAGUUUUAUAGUCGCUUUCUGACCACAACCGCUGCACUGUCGUAUUGUUGAUUUGGUACGAAAUUCAGCUUAUCUGGACCUGACUGUUAUCCCCAGUAGACUGUGAAUAAGUAUGAAGAGCCCCACAACCCCCCCAUGCCUCCUGUUCCCCUUUUCAAAAGGUAAAACCAACACAAUAUUCAAAGGGGGGGGUGUUUUUUAAACAAAGGGAAAGGGAAGUUCUGAAAUUUAUAAACACCUUUUUUCCGCAUCUUUUUUCUUUUACCUGUAAAAAGAGUCUAAAACAAAUGUAGGAAUUUUGUAAAACUCCAGGUCGCUUGACUUGUGUAAAUAUAUAGAUAUUUUUUAAUCAGAUGUAUGAAGAACAAAAAAAUAUGAUGUGCAAUACCCCAGCCCUCUUCCAGCUCCGACGCCUCCUUCCUUUCGAUCGAGUUUUCAUUUGUAUAUCGUUAAUGGAUUCGCUGUUGUCUGGGUUUUUUUCCCUUUUUUGUGAGGUUAGACUCGCUUUUCAACAACAAAACUCUCUCUUACCGCAAAAGCUUUUUGUAUCUGUAAUAUAUUGUAAGUAAAUAUUUGUGUAAUGGAGAUAUACUACUGUAAGUUUUGUACUGUACUGGCUGAAAGUCUGUUAUAAAUAAACAUGAGUAAUUUAAUGUCCCGGGCCUCUUCCUGCUCAAACGUCAUGGCUUCUGGAGCAUGAUGUGCCCAAAGAUGUCCCCAUCCUCAGGAACACCUCACAAACACGGCGCAAUCUAUCCUCCCGACCCCCUGUGACAGAGGGAAGUGGCUUCCCCUGUCUGUAACAUAGGGAUCGUGACUCUGGCUUACCCAAGGCUGGCAUUGCUGGGAACUAAAGCCAGCUUUGCAGAGUCUUAGUUACAAGACUAAAGCUGGCUGGAGAAUGAUGAUUCCAGUUUGCGAGAACUUUCAAGGGUUGGAAUUUUUUUCAUUUUUGUGUCAGAGCAAAACCAAAACCUUUCAAAAGCCGCCUCCCCCCCCCAAUGGGGAAUUGUCUCGAAAUACCCUUCUUUGGAUCGAGACGUUUAGGUUUCCAAUUCAGGGGUCUCUCUUUGGAAGCGCCGGACGAGUCCACCCCGGAUCUCAGAAGCCUUCCUGUCAAAAUGCUCCAGCUCUGGAAAUGUUUCAGCUUCGAAGCAGCGUGUUGCCAUGAGAAGCCAUUCCAUGGACAAUGUUCCAGCCAGCUUGGCUAAGGACUUGUCUGCUGGGAAACUGACUAGUGGGCGGAACUGUUUGGGAAUCAUUAUUCUGCUCCAGUUCUGUUGGUCAGUUCCCCUGCAUGACAAACCCCAGGUUCAGACCCUUCCCAGGGAGAGCAGAGCAGAGAGUGCGUGUCCGUA